This is a messenger RNA of Plutella xylostella (diamondback moth), 1629 nucleotides long. It is a transcript of the gene Dph2, whose product is annotated as Diphthamide biosynthesis 2. Gene Ontology annotation, biological process: protein histidyl modification to diphthamide. Gene Ontology annotation, molecular function: 2-(3-amino-3-carboxypropyl)histidine synthase activity. Lineage: Eukaryota; Metazoa; Arthropoda; Insecta; Lepidoptera; Plutellidae. The record is from RefSeq and is a predicted model, not a curated record.
CAUAACAUUGACUCUCCGGGAGCUCUCCGCACGUUUGUUUUUGUGCUUAUUCAGGCUUUGUUUUCUGUUUUUGAGAAUUAUCUGCAAAUAUUAAUGGUAUAGUACAAUGACCAAUUUUACCACUGAUGCAAAAAUAUGCUUAGAGCGCGAAGUGGAAGUUCGGGACACGUACGAUGAGAUUAAAGACAUAAGAAAACAGUUUGAUGUUGACGAUACUUGCAAGUGGAUUUCUGAGAACAACUUCGAAAGGGUUUGCCUGCAGUUUCCUGAUGAACUACUAGGAGUCAGUGCAAAAGUAUAUGAAGAAAUAAAGAGUAAUGUUGAUGUCGACCUUUACAUCCUUGGGGAUACCUCAUAUGCAUGCUGUUGUGUGGACUCAGUAGCAGCCAUGCAUGUGCAGGGCCACGCGGUGGUGCACUAUGGCCGGACAUGCCUGUCCAAGACUGACAUCCCGACACACAUUGUGCUUCCUAAAAGAGAUUUGGAUGUUGAAGAGGUCAUGCUGGCUCUUAAGAACCGAUUUGAAUCUGAUGAUGAUGUAAAGCUUUGUCUAUAUUAUGAUGCUGAGUUUGAGCACUGUGUGGAUACACUGUCAAACCACUGGUUCAAACAUUACCCUCACAGCUACAUAGCUCGCGUAGAGAAGGAAGACAAACCCAACAGAUACCUGGGAAGAGUUGUAUUUAAUAUUAAUAAGGAAGAGGUGCCAAUUGAGACUAUCAAACAUUGCAUUUGUGUGUAUUUGGGAUCCAGAGGACAGACUGUAUUUAAUUACACCAUAUCUGUUGAAGCUUCCGAAUGGUACUACCUCGAUCCAGCUUCUUCUUCCAUUGAGCGCAUGGACGAGACCACCUGGUUCAAGCGCAGGCGAUUCCUCGUAGAGAAGUGCAAGGACGCCAACACUGUGGGCAUCCUUGUCUGCAAGCUGUCUGGGGAACAGACCAAAGACAUCAUCUGUCGGAUGAAGCAGCUAUGCAAAGUGAAUGGCAAGAAAAGUUACAUUGUGUCUGUCGGGAAACCAAAUGUGGCGAAGCUGGCUAACUUCCCUGAGAUCGACAUUUACGUCAUGAUAGCGUGCCCAGAAAACGACCUCUACAGCAAUCGAGAUUUCUACAAGCCAAUUGUCUACCCCUUCGAGUUGGAGGUGGCUCUGAACUCGAACCGGCCUCCAUACUUCACCACACACGUCACAGACUUCGAUGAGCUUCUACCUGGAAGAAGGUACUACUGUGACGUCAGCCAUGUCGCAGACUCAUUCGACGUCAGCCUCAUUACUGGCAAGAUUAGAGAAACUAAAGUCGAAGCAGAUGACACUACCAGUACGGACCUAGUGGAGAAACAAAACUGGGCUCUAGAGAAUAUUGGGAAAAACCUCCAGCAGAGAUCUUGGACAGGAUUAGAGCAGAAUCUAGGACAGACGGAAGUGAAGAAGGCGGAAGAAGGAAGGAAAGGCAUAGCGUUACAGUAUAGUAAUGAGCCGUAAUGAUUUUUUAUGUUAUCUUUUAUUUAUUUAAGGAAUAUUUACAAUUUAGGGUACAAAUUUAUAGUCUGUGUAAGACUGAUGCUAUAAGGGAUAUAAAUAAUAAAAUGUUUUAUACAUACUAUCAAUAAAGAUGUUUUGAAUUUAAA